Molecule: messenger RNA, 1613 nt
Organism: Monopterus albus (swamp eel)
Lineage: Eukaryota; Metazoa; Chordata; Actinopteri; Synbranchiformes; Synbranchidae
Gene: stk17al
Product: serine/threonine kinase 17a like
Exons: 7
Coding region: 300-1406 (368 amino acids)
Biological process (GO): intracellular signal transduction; positive regulation of apoptotic process; protein phosphorylation
Cellular component (GO): nucleus
Molecular function (GO): protein serine/threonine kinase activity; ATP binding
Source: RefSeq, a predicted model, not a curated record
CGCUGAGCGUCGGUAGUGGAGGCUGGGUCUGACAUGGACUUUAUUGUCAGGAGUGCGUAAUAGCGCACAAACUAAUUUACCGCAUCGACUGUGUUGCACUCUCGGAGGAUACCGUCCUGUCAUUGGCGACACGCUUAACCUGGAUUACCUCCUGGUGGUUUGGCACACCUGCUGUUACUCGUACCUCUAAUCGACCUUUUUAUUUAUCAUGCGAGUUUUUACUUGACCGGAUCAGAAAAUCGUCAUUGUUGUCUAUUUUUCGAAAAAGAAGAAAUUAUUUCCCUUCAAUCGCGACUUCAAUGAUAGAUUCAGCAACGAUGAGCAAAAACGGAAUGCUGACAAAAAUCCACACGAGGAUUAGAACCGACCCCUUCACAGCCAAUUACGAGUUGGUCGGCAAAGAAUUGGGCAGGGGAAAGUUUGCGGUGGUGAAGAAGUGCGUUGAGAAGGCGACAGGGCAGCAGUACGCUGCCAAAUUCCUGCGAAAACGACGGAAGGGCGGGGACUGCCGCAAGGACAUCUUGAAUGAGAUCGCUAUGCUGGAGUCAGCCAAGGCAAACCCUUAUGUUGUGGCACUGCAUGAGGUCUACGAAACUGACACUGAAAUCAUCCUUGUUCUAGAGUGUGCCGCUGGUGGUGAAAUCUUCAACCAGUGUGUUGCUGAUAAUGACGAGGCCUUCACAGAGAAAGACGUGACCCGGCUGGCCAAGCAGAUCCUGAGUGGAGUGGCCUUCCUGCAUCGAAACAACGUGGUGCAUCUGGAUCUGAAACCCCAGAAUAUCUUGCUGACCAGUGCCAGACCUCUGGGGGAUAUUCGUAUUGUGGACUUUGGCUUGUCCAGACACAUGGACAACAUCACAGAAGUCAGGGAGAUCCUGGGUACCCCAGAGUAUGUAGCACCAGAGAUCCUGAGCUAUGAGCCCAUUAGCACUGCUACAGAUAUGUGGAGUAUCGGCGUCUUGACCUAUGUCAUGCUCACAGGCGAAUCUCCCUUCCUGGGUGACAACAAGCAGGAGACAUUUCUUAACAUCUCCCAAGUCAACAUCGACUACUCACAAGACACAUUUGAGGGGAUCUCCUCCUUGGCUGUUGACUUCAUCAAGUCAUUGUUGGUUAAAAACCCCAGGAAGAGAGCCACAGCAGAAGAAGGCCUCCGCCACCCCUGGCUGAACUCGCUGUCCCAUCCCCACUCCCACCCGCACCUCCACACCAGGCCAGCCUCCUCUCUGGACGAGCCAGAGACUAGUCAGUCCGAGUCGGAGCCCGAGAGCCCAGCUCCCUCCCCCGAGCUGGACUUGAUUGAGUCAUACUUCACAUGCCCAGGUCAAGGUGAGCUGAAGACAGGCCGUAAGACCUUCUCCUUCAGCGAGCCCCCCUUCCCCAUACAGCAGGAGCUGAUCUGCUGAGUGAUGCUUUAGAGGUGGAGAGAGACUCAAGAAAUUUAAACUCCACAGAACAGAUGUUGAAAGCCAGCGAGCCCUGCAGCUUUUUGGUCUUGAUCUGAUUCAGGGUCAUGCUGUAUGCCUGCUGCUGGCCACUUCUUCUGUGGUGAAGUCUGUGAGCUGAGCUGUGUGUAGUUUGAUACCUCUGUGUGUGUGUGUGUGUGUGUGUGU